Pteropus alecto (black flying fox) is the source of this 5736-nucleotide messenger RNA. RefSeq names its product kielin/chordin-like protein (gene KCP). The record is from RefSeq and is a predicted model, not a curated record. Gene Ontology annotation, molecular function: protein binding. The transcript has 37 exons. NCBI's taxonomy places the organism in Eukaryota, Metazoa, Chordata, Mammalia, Chiroptera, Pteropodidae. Bases 876 to 5588 code for a protein of 1570 amino acids.
UUAACUUGUCCUGCCCCCCACGCCCCCAUCCUCCCACCUUUUCUCUCCAGACUGCAGGAGAGGGGUCAAAGCAAGGUGAAAGUAGCUGUCUGCAACCUUAGAGCUGAACUUCCCUCAACACAGGGCCACCUGGAACCAGGGAGAGGCUGUCUUCAUUCAGCCCAGCACCUUGAAAGCCAGUGGGAGCCCUUCCAGCACCUUCCCCAAACCUUUCAGAAAAUGCAGCCAAGUCUCACUUUCUGAAGCCCAUCUUGCCCAGUGUGGGACCCCCUAGGCCCCUCAGCCACAGGCCUGGAAACAGUGGCCAGGCUUGAGGGUGGGGACAGAGCGAGCUAUUGCAUCUCCCCCCUCCCACCUCCCCCUACCCCACCAGGCAUCCUCCCAAAGUGGUGCCCUUUCUGAUAGGUGGAGACAGGCAGUUGGCGGCAAGGUUUACUCGCACCUGACUCCAGGCACUUUAAAGCAACCCCACCCACACUUCACGUAUCUGUCUCUUCCUGCACUUCAGCCUGUGCUGGCUUCUGGGCCCUCCCAGCGUGACAUGUCAGUCCCCCAAGCUGCCCCUAGACAAGGCCCUGGCCCAAGUGAGGAUAAAAGACCCUGACAUGCCCCCCAUGGCUGGGAACCCCUGCAGAGUCAGGCAAGCUACAGGGAGGCCCUGGACUAUAUAUUCCCUGCAUCCCCAGCGGGUCAGGGUUCCUGGGGCCGGUACCAGGGGAAGUGGGUCCCCUUCUUUCCAAAGGAGAGGCUUUUGCUAUGUGGGAAAGCCGGUUGGGUCACUUUUGUCCACUUAAGGCUCCCUUCUCCUUCCACUUGUUCACUCCAGCACCCUCACAGCUCCUACCUCCUUCCCUGCAUGGUGGGUGGAUAGGUGAAUGGGGGUGGGGCACAGGGUGGCAUCACUGGGAAGACAGAACCCAGGAAACCUUGCUAACCCCUCUCCCAUAAGCCCACCGGGGAUUCUUGUGCUUUCAGGCGGGCUCGCCCCCAGGGAGCCCCUGGGGCUUGACACCUAUGACUACCAGCAGCAAGCCCCAGCCCACUCCUCAGCCCCUGCUGGGGCCCCCCAGGAGCAGUGGCGCCCCCUGGAGGAGCGGCUGGGAAGGCUAGAAGCAGAGGUGACUGAGCUCAAAGAACAGAACAAGGACCUGCAGGCGAGGGUGAGGCAGUUGGAGUCCUGUGAAUGCCGCGCGGCUUCUCCCCAGUGCUGGGGCCUGGGGCGGGCCUGGCCCGAGGGGGCUCGCUGGGAACCUGACCCCUGUACGACCUGCAUCUGCCAGGAUGGGGCCGCACACUGUGACCCUGUGCCCGGCCUGCCCCACUGCAGCGGCUGCAGCCACAAUGGUCAGGCCUAUGGUCAUAGGGAGACUUUCUCCCCAGAUGCCUGCACCACCUGCCACUGCCUGGCAGGGACCGUGCGGUGCCAGGGGCCCUCAUGCUCAGAGCUCAACUGCCUGGAGAGCUACACCCCACCAGGAGAGUGCUGCCCCGUCUGCUGCACAGAAGGUGGCUCUCACCAGGAGCAUGGCCAAGAGUGGACUGCACCUGGGGACCCCUGCCAGAUCUGCCAGUGCCUGGAGGGCCACAUUCAGUGCCGCCAGCGAGAAUGCUCCAGCCUGUGCCCAUACCCGGCCCGGCCCCUCCCGGGCACCUGCUGCCCCGUGUGCGACGGCUGUUUCCUAAAUGGGCGGGAGUACCGCAGUGGGGAGUCGGUGGGCUCCGGGGACGCCUGCUCGCACUGCCGCUGUGCUAAUGGGAGUGUCCAGUGUGAGCCUCUGCCCUGCCCAGUUGUGCCUUGCAGACACCCAGGCAGGAUUCCUGGGCAGUGCUGCCCAGUCUGUGCAGGCUGUGAGUACCAGGGACACCAGUAUCAGAGCCAGGAGACCUUCAGACUCCAAGAGGGUGGCCGCUGUGUUCGCUGCUCCUGCCAGGCUGGCGAGGUCUCCUGUGAGGAACAGGACUGCCCAACAGCCCCCUGUACCCUGUCCGAUUCUGGCCCCCAGAUGUGCUCAGCCUGCGUACUCAAUGGAGAGGAGUUUGCUGAGGGGGUCCAGUGGGAGCCUGAUGGUCAGCCCUGCACAGCCUGCUCCUGUCGAGAUGGGGUGCCCACGUGUGCGGCUGUGCUCUGCUCCCCAGCUCCCUGCCAGCACCCCACCCAGGCCCCUGGUGCCUGCUGCCCCAGGUGUGAGAGCUGCACCUACCAUGGCCAAGUUUAUGCCAAUGGGCAGAACUUCACGGACUCAGACAGCCCUUGCUACAUCUGCCACUGCAAGGAUGGGACCGUGAGGUGCUCUUUGGUCGACUGUCCACCCACAACCUGUGCCGAGCCCCAGAGUGGCCCUGGCCAGUGCUGCCCGAGGUGCCCAGACUGCAUCCUGGAGAAACAAGUGUUUGUGGAUGGCGAGAGUUUCUCCCACCCCCGAGACCCCUGCCAGGAGUGCCGGUGUCAGGAAGGCCAAGCCCGUUGCCAGCCUCGGGCCUGCCCCAGGGCCCCCUGUGCCCACCCGCUGCCUGGGCCCUGCUGCCAGAAUAACUGCAAUGGUGAGGCCGACAGGAUGGGGGAGGGGGGGACACACUGUCUGAGCGGCAACGUGCAGUGCCUGGCUCGUCGCUGUCCUCCGCUGCCCUGUGCAGAGCCGGUCUCGCUGCCAGGAGAGUGCUGUCCGCAGUGCCCAGCCUCCCUCUCGGGUUGUCCGCUGCCGGGGGGCUUGGUCCCCGCGCGCCACCAGGAGCAUUUCUCCCCGCCUGGCGACCCCUGCCGCCGCUGCCUCUGCCUGGACGGCUCCGUGUCCUGCCAGCGGCUGCCCUGCCCACCCGCACCCUGCGCCCACCCGCGCCGGGGGCCCUGCUGCCCCUCCUGCGACGGCUGCCUGUACCAGGGGAAAGAGGUUGCCAGCGGGGAGCGCUUCCCUUCUGUCACCGUCCGGUGCCACGUCUGCCUGUGCUGGGAGGGCAGCGUCAGCUGCGAGCCCAGGGCCUGUGCCCCUGCGCAGUGCCCCUUCCCCGCUAGGGGUGACUGCUGCCCUGCCUGUGAUGGCUGUGAGUAUCUGGGGGAGUCAUACCUGAGCAGCCAGGAGUUCCCGGAUCCCCGAGAGCCCUGCAACAUGUGUACCUGCCUCAGAGGCUUUGUGACCUGCAGCCGCCGGCCCUGUGAGCCUCUGGGCUGCAGCCACCCGCUCACGCCGUCUGGGCACUGCUGCCCCACCUGCCAAGGAUGCCUCUAUCAUGGGGUCACUGCUGCCCCUGGAGAGACCCUUCCUGACCCACUUGACCCCACCUGCUCCCUCUGCACCUGCCAGGAAGGUUCCAUGAGCUGCCAGAAGAAGCCAUGUCCUCCAGCUCUCUGCCCCCACCCCUCUCCAGGACCCUGCUUCUGCCCUGUAUGCCACAGCUGCUUCUCUCAGGGCCUGGAGCACCAGGAUGGGGAGGAGUUUGAGGGGCCCACAGGCAGCUGUGAGAGGUGUCGCUGUCAGGCCGGCCAGGUCAGCUGUGUGCGGCCGCACUGCCCCCUCCUGCCCUGCCCACUCCAGGUCACAGAGCAGGGGAGCUGCUGCCCCCGCUGCAGAGGCUGCCUGGCUCAUGGAGAGGAGCAUCCUGAAGGCAGCAGCUGGGAGCCUCCCGACAGCCCCUGCUCCUCCUGCACGUGUCACAAGGGCAUCGUCACCUGUGCCCGCGUCCAGUGUGUCAGCCCCUGUGCCCAGCCCCACCAGGGGCCCAGCGACUGCUGCCCUCGAUGCUCGGACUGUGAGCAUGAAGGCCGGAAGUAUGAGCCAGGGGAGAGCUUCCAGCCUGGGGCAGACCCCUGUGAAGUGUGCAUCUGUGAGCUGCAGCCUGUGGGGCCUCCCAGCCUUCGCUGUCACCGGAGGCAGUGUCCCAGCCUGGUGGGCUGCCCUGCCAGCCAGCUCCUGCCCGCUGGGCCUCAGCACUGCUGCCCCACCUGUGCCCAGGCCCUGAGUAACUGCACGGAGGACCUGCUGGGGUCUGAGCUGGCCCCGCCAGACCCCUGCUACUCCUGCCAGUGCCAGGACCUGACCUGGCUCUGCAUUCACCGUGCCUGUCCUGAGCUCAGCUGUCCCCCAUCAGAGCGCCAUUCCCUUCCUGGAAGCUGCUGCCCUGUGUGUCAGGAAUGUGUGGUGGAGGCCGAGGGCCGGAGAGUAGCGGAUGGAGCGAGCUGGCGCCACCCCGGCAACGCCUGCAUUACUUGUACCUGCCACUGGGGCCAAGUGGAGUGCCACCUUGAGGAGUGCCAGGCCCUCUCCUGCCCUCACGGCUGGGCGAAGGUGCUGGAGGCUGGCAGGUGCUGCGAGCAAUGCCAAGCUCCUGCCCAGACGUGCUCGCAUCAGGGCCGAGAAGUGGCCUCCGGGGAGGGCUGGGUCGUGGACGCCUGUACCAGCUGCUCUUGUGUGGCUGGCACUGUGCGCUGCCAGAGCCAGCGCUGCCCGCCGAUCUCCUGUGGCCGGGACAAGGCCCCCGCCCUGAAUCCCGGCAGCUGCUGUCCCCACUGCCUGCCCCGGCCCGCUUCCUGCAUGGCCUUCGGAGACCCUCAUUACCGCACUUUCGACGGCCGCCUGCUGCACUUCCAAGGAAGCUGCAGCUACGUGCUGGCCAAGGACUGCCGUGGAGGGGACUUCAGCGUGCACGUGACCAACGAUGACCGAGGCCGAAGCGGCGUGGCCUGGACACAGGAGGUGACAGUGCUUCUGGGAGACAUGGUUGUGCAGCUACUGCAGGGCGGGAAGGUCACGGUGGAUGGACGCCCCGAGACCUUGCCCUUCCUGAAGGAGCGGCUGCUGUACGUGGAGCUGCGGGGACGCACUGUGAUCCUGCACGCCCAGCCGGGGCUCCAGGUGCUGUGGGAUGGGCAGUCCCAGGUGGAGGUGAACGUGCCAGGUUCCUACCGGGGCCAGAUUUGUGGGCUUUGUGGGAACUUCAAUGGCUUCGCCCAGGAUGAUCUGCAGGGCCCCGAGGGGCUGCUCCUGCCCACUGAGGCUGCAUUUGGGAAUAGCUGGCAGGUCCCAGAGGGGCCAGGACCUGGUCGGCCCUGUUCCAAAGGCCAAGAGGUGGAUCCGUGCCGGACGGCAGGUUACCGUGCCAGGCGUGACGCCAAUGCCCGGUGUGGGGUGCUGAAGUCCUCCCCAUUCAGUCGCUGCCACGUUGUGGUGCCACCAGAGCCCUUCUUUGCUGCCUGCGUGUAUGACCUGUGUGCCUGUGGCCCUGGCUCCUCAGCUGAUGCCUGCCUCUGUGAUGCUCUGGAAGCCUAUGCCAGCCACUGUCGCCAGGCAGGGGUGACGCCUGCCUGGCGGGGCCCCACACUCUGUGUGGUGGGCUGUCCCCUGGACCGUGGCUUCGUAUUCGAUGAAUGUGGCCCGCCCUGUCCACGUACCUGCUUCAACCAGCACGUCCCUCUGGGGGAGCUGGCGGCCCACUGUGUGAGGCCCUGCGUUCCUGGCUGCCAGUGCCCCGCAGGCCUGGUAGAGCAUGAAGCCCACUGCAUCCCACCUGAGGCCUGCCCCCCAGUCCUACUCACUGGAACCCAGCCACCCAGCACUGUGCCCAGCCCCAGGCGGGAGCCCCAGGGGGCACCCUGAUCCAGGACGGCACCGACCAGGACUCAUCAUCCCCUUAGAGAGCAGCUUCCAACCUCACCACAGCUCCUGGGCACUGAGAGCCUGGGCCUGUGUCUCACAAAGACCCCGGCUGUGUUGAGUCAGAAGCAGUAAACUUGGGGCCUGCCCU